This is a messenger RNA of Histoplasma mississippiense, 4377 nucleotides long. RefSeq lists its product as hypothetical. Gene Ontology annotation, biological process: DNA replication; lagging strand elongation; leading strand elongation. Bases 1 to 4377 code for a protein of 1458 amino acids. The record is from RefSeq and is a predicted model, not a curated record. Gene Ontology annotation, molecular function: DNA-directed DNA polymerase activity; pyrimidine nucleotide binding; chromatin binding. The transcript has 5 exons. NCBI's taxonomy places the organism in Eukaryota, Fungi, Ascomycota, Eurotiomycetes, Onygenales, Ajellomycetaceae. Gene Ontology annotation, cellular component: alpha DNA polymerase:primase complex.
AUGGCCGCAGCUCGAGCGAAGCUCGCCGAAUUGAAGGCACUGAGAGCCGCCGGAAAGAAACGCCUGGCAACUUACGAAGUCAAAGACGAAGGGAACAUUUACGAUGAAAUCGAUGAAGACGGAUACAAGAAACUUGUGCGGAAGCGUCUUGACCAGGAUGAUUUCGUGAUUGACGAUACUGGAGAAGGAUAUGCGGACGAUGGACGUGAAGAAUGGAACGACUCGAAACACUACUACAGUGACAGCGACGGCGAUGAGUUACCAUUGACGGGCAAAGCUGCCAAAAGAAAACGAGAGGAGGAUCAACAGAGGAAGGAAAAGAUUAACAAUGGUAUUAGCAAAUACUUCAACACCGGCCCAGCGUCCAAAGCCUCAAAACCCAAGCCUGUUGCCACUGCUGAAGAUGAAGCAUUUAUGGCGGGCCUCCUUGAAGAAGUCGACACCAAGCCCCUACCCUCUCGUCUUCCUCCCAAAAAGACAGUGAAAUCGGAGACGCGGCGGAAAAUUCGGAUUUUAUCACCGCCUCCUUCUCAGGAUUCGGCCUCCAAGCAACCAAAGGACAGAAAAGAAAACGACACAUCCAGUCCACUAAUUGCUCCCAAAGCAGAAUUGGAUCCGGAGAAUGAUUCUACGUGGUUGGAUGCUGGACACGAUGACGACGUGUUUAUGAGUGAUCCAACACCAUCGUCUCCAGUUGCACGGGCCAUUGAUCGGAAAAUCAAGAAUAAUAUCAAGGUAGAAGAGGAGGAAGAGGAUGAAUUAAUGGCGGUUACACAAACGACUGCGCACCACGAUGUAAAUGGCGCUAGAAUUAAUAUGACGGGCAAACGGCCGGUUCCAAAAGUCAAGGAGCCGACAUAUCCUUCUCCUGCAACUUCUUCUCCUCUUAGAGCUAAUCCAGAUGGCAUCGAUCCUUCGUCCUGGAACGAUGUCACGAGCAAAUUAAACGUUUUAAGCAGUCCAGCAACUACUGACUUUAAGACAUUUGGUAAACUUUCCGCCCAGGACGCCAUCGAGGAGAACGGAAGUCUCCUAUUCUUCUGGCUAGAUUAUGUCGAAGUCAAUGGCAGCCUAUGUCUCUUUGGAAAAGUUAAAAAUAAGAAAACAGGGGCCUACGUUAGCGCCUUUGCUAAAAUUGACAAUGUCUUACGAAAACUUUACUUUCUUCCCAGGAAAUACCGAGUACGUCAUGGCCGUGAAACGGAAGAGGAAAUCGACAUGGAAGAUGUCUAUAACGAAGUGGAUGACCUUAUGUCGCGGACGAAGGCGGGCACGCAUAAGAGUAAAGUAUCGACAAGGAAAUAUGCAUUCGAGCUCGCUGACGUUCCCAAGGAGGGGGAAUAUCUUAAAGUCAUGUAUUCUUAUGAUAAACCCGCUCUCGCAUUUGAUGUCAAGGGGGAGACUUUCUCUCGUGUUUUCGGAACUAAUACGGCACUCUUCGAGCAGUUUGUGCUCUGGAAAAAUAUCAUGGGUCCUUGCUGGCUAAAGCUCGAAGAUGCCGACUUCACUGCCGUGAAUGGGGCAUCAUGGUGCAAAUUAGAAUGCCAGGUCUCCGAGCCUAAGCUUAUCACGGUGGCUCCAAACUCCGACAGCUUGGAAAUCCCCCGACUAACGCUGAUGAGCCUGGCAUUCCGAACGCAACUAAAUGUGAAAGAUAACAAACAAGAAAUCUUAGUUGCAAGCGCUCGUGUUUACGAGAAUGUAUUGCUUACUGAUACUACGCCCGCUGAAAAGUUGCCUUGCAAGACUUUUACAGUGAUGAGGCCUUCUGGUCAUAAUUACCCGAUUGGGUUCGAAGCCGAAACACGGAAACAUCGCGGCACAUUGAUGAUGGAGAAAAGCGAGCAAUUUCUCCUUAGCAAGUUCAUGGCUCUGUUUGAGAAGAUGGACCCCGAUGUCCUUAUGGGUCAUCAACUACAAGAGGUUGAUUUUAACAUUUUCCUGAGUAGAUUGUCUGAAAAGAAGACACCUGGUUGGCAUCGCAUUGGGAGGUUGAAGAGAAGUGAAUGGCCAAAAAGCCUGUCGCGAGGUACCAGCUUCUUUGCAGAAAGGAAACUUGUAGCUGGAAGACUGCUUUGUGACAUUGCCAAUGAGAUGGGGAAGUCUUUGAUGUUGAAAUGUCAAUCGUGGAGCCUAACGGAGAUGUGUCAAUUGUAUCUUGGAGAUGGCAAUCUACGCCGGGACAUCGAUAAUGAAGCAGCAUUAAAAUCCUGGGCAACCUCAAAGGAGGGGCUGAUGAAUUACACCAACCAUUGUGAAGCUGAUACUUAUUUUAUUGCUGCACUCGUUCUCAGGCUUCAAAUGCUUCCCCUGACUAAAGUGCUCACGAACUUGGCAGGAAAUUCGUGGGCGAGGACUUUAAGCGGUACCAGGGCUGAGCGGAACGAGUAUAUCUUGUUGCAUGAAUUCUAUCGGAACAAGUACAUCUGCCCUGACAAGUAUGCAGGUAAACAGCAACAGAUGUCACAAACGAAUGAGGAAGAUGAGGAUGGAACGGACAAGAAAAAGAAGGACAAAUAUAAGGGUGGGUUGGUGUUUGAGCCCGAGAAAGGCCUGUACGACAAAUACAUUCUUGUCAUGGAUUUCAAUAGCUUGUACCCCAGCAUUAUUCAAGAGUUCAACAUCUGUUUUACAACUGUGGACCGGACAUCAGUUGUCGAAAAUGAAAAUCAGGAAAAUGUUCCUGAGGUUCCUAAGGCCCAAUCUAUGGGAAUUCUCCCGCGACUCAUUGCAACUCUUGUCAACCGUCGACGUGAAGUCAAGAAACUCAUGAAAGACAAACGCGCAAGUCCUGAGGAUCUUGCACUUUGGGACACCAAGCAAAUGGCAUUAAAACUCACGGCCAACUCUAUGUACGGGUGUCUAGGUUACACGCAGUCUCGAUUCUACGCUCGACCACUUGCUAUGCUUACGACCUUUAAAGGACGCGAGAUUCUUCGAAGUACAAAAGAGCUUGCCGAGAGUAACCAGCUGCAAGUUAUUUACGGUGAUACUGACUCCGUAAUGAUCAACACCAAUGCGGACAAUAUGGAGGACGCACUAAAAGUUGGCAAUACCUUUAAACGUUUAGUAAAUGAACGAUACCAGCUGCUCGAGAUUGACAUUGAUAAUGUCUUCCGUCGCCUCCUUCUACAUGCAAAGAAGAAGUAUGCGGCUAUUAACAUGACUGAGGUUGAUGGCAAGUAUGUCGAGCAACUCGAAGUCAAAGGCUUGGACAUGAAAAGACGAGAGUACUGCGCUCUAUCUAAGGAGGUUUCUUCGAAACUUCUGCAUGAGAUCUUGUCCGGUGAAGAUUCAGAUGUAGUUCUUACCAAGGUACACGACUACCUCCGCGACAUCACGAAAAAAAUAAAGGAAUAUUCAAUCCCCUUGCAGAAAUAUGUUAUAUACAUGAAAUUGUCAAAACGCCCCAACGAGUAUCCCAACAAGGAGACUAUGCCCGCAGCACAAGUAGCCUUGAGAGAGCUAGCCCGAGGGAAGACCGUUCGUCCAAACGAUGUUAUUGCCUACAUCGUAACCACUGGAGACUCUGACACGUCUUCCUUAGCGCCUGCGAAGCGAUCGUACACAUUGCAAGAUGUGAUGAAACCGGAUUCCGGCCUCAAACCCGACGUUGAAUAUUACCUACUCAAACAAAUAUUCCCCCCAAUUGAACGACUCUGUGGCCCUAUACCAGGCACUGACGCGGUGCGACUCGCGGAAUGCCUCGGUCUUGAUGUCAAAAAGUACCAAAUCAAUACUUCCAGCUCCCGCGAUCAACAGAACAUGGAAAUAUUCCCUCUCGAAUCGCAAAUCCCAGAUUCUAUCCGCUUCAAAGAUGCCGUCAGGCUGACACUUCGCUGUCGAUUCUGCCACGAACGAACUUGUUUCGAAGGUCUGUGCUUGUCAACAGAGAUGUGCACUGCCAACGGACUCAUAUGUCCCAACUCAACCUGCGGGAAACCAUUUUCAGUUAUAUCUGUAGUUGCGCAACUCGAAACCCAGAUACGCGCUCAAACAUCCAAGUACUAUGAAGGCUGGCUCGUCUGUGAUGACCCCUCCUGCGGCAAUCGCACGCGCCAGAUGAGUGUGUACGGUCGUCGAUGUCUGGGACCCCGCGGCCGUGCGGAAGGCUGCCUCGGCCAAAUGGGGUUCGAAUAUACGGAUAAGCAACUGUAUAACCAACUGUUGUACUUUGCGCGACUGUGGGAUGUAGACAAGGCAAAAGAGGCUGCUCAAAAGGAAACUAAUACAGAGAAGCGGGACAAGGUUAUCGCGAUGGUCGAGUGGAACCGGUCACGUUUUGGGACCUUAAAGGGGGUUGUGGACGCGUAUUUGAAGAAAUGUGGACGGCAAUGGGUUGACAUGGAGGUUCUUUUUGGGUUUGCUUUACGAUGA